Mytilus trossulus (common blue mussel) is the source of this 3430-nucleotide messenger RNA. Its product is annotated as mitogen-activated protein kinase kinase kinase 13-like. The record is from RefSeq and is a predicted model, not a curated record. Gene Ontology annotation, molecular function: ATP binding; MAP kinase kinase kinase activity. The coding region runs from base 218 to 3001 and encodes 927 amino acids. The transcript is spliced from 15 exons. Gene Ontology annotation, biological process: protein autophosphorylation; signal transduction. Lineage: Eukaryota; Metazoa; Mollusca; Bivalvia; Mytilida; Mytilidae. Gene Ontology annotation, cellular component: cytoplasm.
GGAAACCCCUUCCUUUAAAGUUCAAUGUUUUGAAAUAUGGGUGUCUUCUUUUGUUGAUAAUUUAAAAGUGAUAUUGACAAGAAAUUAACAACGUAUUGUGUGUUAUAGACUAGAAUUAACAAUUUAACUGAGACGUAGAUGGAAUACAAUAUAUCUUAAGAUUACAGUGGACCUAAAGAGAAAUUAUCUGGACUUUUACUGUUGAGUGAUAGUAACCAUGACACUGGAACGAAAUGUUCAGCCUGAGUAUUCUACCGAUAUUAUGACAUCACGAAACACGCCUGAAAAUCCCACCGGUCAAGAUGAACCAAUCAACAGUAAGAAUGCGCCCACCACACUUAAUGUGCUCACAAACAGUGAUGAUUUUGAAUUUGGCAAUAGUAUGCUAUAUUUGGAACAUGACAUAGAUCAGCUCAGUUUAACAGAAAAGUCCUCUGACUCAUCGCCAUCACCCACCGUACCUCACUCAGCUCCCGCCUCAACCACAACCCACCAAGACGAAGUUACCUACCGAGACGGUGUUACAGAAAGAGGAUUCUUUGAGGGUCUUCUUGGAUGUUUACGUCCUGUUUGGACAAUCAUAGGAAAGGCAGCAGUUAAUGAACUUAAAAAUGAAGAUGACUGGGAGAUACCAUUUGAAAAUAUUACAGAUUUACAAUGGUUAGGAAGUGGAGCCCAGGGUGCAGUCUUCCUAGGCAAACUUAACGGAGAAGAAGUUGCUGUUAAAAAAGUCAGGGACGUCCAUGAAACGGACAUUAAAAAUCUUAGAAAACUUAAUCAUCCAAAUAUCAUUUCAUUUAGGGGUGUAUGUACCCAAGCACCAUGUUACUGUAUCAUCAUGGAAUAUUGUCCAUAUGGACAACUUUACGAAAUACUCAAAGACGGAAAAGAAAUUCCCCCUGCUUUAAUAUUGGACUGGUCCAAACAGAUCGCCAGUGGGAUGAAUUAUCUUCAUAGUCAUAAAAUUAUACACAGAGAUCUCAAAUCACCAAAUGUCUUGGUUGCCAAGAAUGAUAUUGUUAAGAUAUCAGAUUUCGGGACCAGCCGGACAUGGAAUGAAAAAAGUACCAAAAUGUCAUUUGCUGGAACAGUGGCAUGGAUGGCUCCAGAGGUCAUCCGAAAUGAACCAUGUUCAGAGAAAGUUGACAUAUGGUCAUUUGGUGUUGUCUUAUGGGAGUUAUUAUCAGGAGAAAUCCCAUAUAAAGAUGUAGAUUCCUCAGCAAUAAUAUGGGGAGUUGGAAGUAACAGCCUUCAUUUACCUGUGCCAUCGUCCUGCCCCGAGGGCUUCAAACUGCUGAUGAGACAAUGUUGGUCUCCCAAGGCAAGAAAUAGACCAUCAUUCAGACAGAUUUUAAUGCACCUAGAAAUUGCCUCCCCAGAGUUACUCAACUUUAAACAUCAAGAUUUCAUUGAGGCACAGAUUAUAUGGAAAGAAGAAAUUAAGGAACAGUUACAGUUAAUCAGAUGUGAAGGAACACACAUGCCCCACCUAGAGGAGGAGCUAGUCAAGAGAAGGAGGGAGGAGCUAAGACAUGCACAAGAUGUGAGAGAUCAUUAUGAAAGAAAGUUGGAGAGAGCCAAUAAUUUAUACAUGGAACUUACUGCCUGUAUGUUACAGUUAGAAAAAAGAGAAAGGGAGCUAAUCAAGAGAGAACAACAGCUUGCUAUGUAUGCAAAGAAAAGGAAAAGUAUUGUUAGACCAGUAAUCAGAGCUCAAGAGAGGUUAGAAAGAUUGAGUAAAAAGAGAUCGUACAAGUCAGGCUCUGAACCUACAAGUCCAGAGAAUAUAAAUAUGGAUAGCAGUUUAACAACAAGUUCAGAACUUGUGCUGCCAUCUCCAACUAAACUAAGAAUGAGAAAAAGCCGCCAUCGAAGAGGUAGUAAAGGAUCCUUGAGCAGUAUCUUUUCAAGUCCUGCAAAAAGUCCAACAAAAGAUGCCCUUCAUGAGGAAUUACAUGCUAAGCAAAUGCAGUUACAACGUGAUCCAAGAACUGUAGCCCCUGGAGUUUUUAAAUAUCUGGGGCCAGGUACGGCAGUGAGGGAAUACCAUUCAAUGGACCAGCAUGUUUUUUGUCAUGAAGGUCAUGACUUUGGUUGUCUUGACGAUGACUAUCAAAAUUGUGACGAGGAUUUAAAAGAUAAAAAUUUAAACGAUGUGUGUUUUGGAUGUGAGGGAGUUUGUAGUGACAAUACUUGUAGCAGUAAAAGGUCUAGUAGAAUAAGUGUUGAUGAUAGUCCGACUGCUGACACAGCGGCCUCAUCAAGUCCAAGUCCAGUCGUAGAGUCAAAAAGUUUAAUUGGAAUUGAAAACCAAAACAUUGAAAAUGUGAAUGAAUCAAAACCAUCGUUACGGGAAAAAGAUUCAAAUGAGAAUUUAAACUGUUCCUUUGACACGGAAACUACUACAGAAAAUUUAACGACCACAACAAAUGAUGUGAAUACUGACGAUAAUACAAUUAUAAAUACUGCGUUGAAUCGUAGAUUAAGUGAUCCUCGUAGUUCUCCUUCUUUGAAUAUAAAUUCACAUAGGAUGGAUAGCACAGAUUCAGAGCCAGUAAAUGUACGAAUGAGAGAAAGGAAAACAUUUAGAUCUGUAAAGCAUUCUGAAGACUCGUGGUCUGAAGAAGAAGGGGAAGUAAGUGAGGAUGACCAUCAUAGGAACAGACAGUCUUAUUGUUCAACAUUGAGUUCGGAAGGUAUUCUAUCAGAGGAGGAAAAUACAAGUGAACAUUCGGAACAAUUAACUCCAGAUGGAUUACUAUCUACGAAUAGUUCAGAAAAUUUACAUUUAGAAUUAGCAAAUUGUGCUGUGAUUCAUGUGUCAGAUGGACUUUCUGAUAGAGAAUAUACUGUACGAAAAAUGAGGGAUCAAGUUUCUGUAUCUCCGGAACAUUUGUAUGAGAAUUCUGACUUGACCUCAGAUUCAGAUGAGUGUUCCGACAUUACAGUCUCAACCACGGUCCAUCGGCCAGCCAGACGAAUGGAAGCUGAAGGAUGGUGAUGUUACCAUGGUUACAGCUGUUAAUGUUAUUGUAACUGUUUUAUAGAAGUGCUAUAAAUACAUUUUUGUAGUUAUUUAUGGGCUUUAGAGGUCAAAUUAAGGUCAAGUUAUGAAAUGUGAGAGAAGGAUGAAAUUUGUUGUUGUUUUGGACAGUUUAUUAUGUCUUCCUUACACUCACAGCAAAAUAAUUUGAAAAUUACAUUCAAGGAAUGUCAGAAUGUUAUGCUGAAAAUUUAGGAUUUUUUUUUGUUGAAAAUUUUGAAGUUAAGGUUGUAAAAUUGUCUCAUCAUUCUGAUUUUAGCUGAGAACUGCUUGAAACUAUAUAAAUGUAUUUGUGUUUUAUUUGAUCAUUGUUUAAGAAAUUUAAAGAUUUGACAAGGUUGAUAUUGAUAGAAAUUUUUAUUAAGAGAGAUUAUUUAUUUUGGCUAA